Molecule: messenger RNA, 2658 nt
Organism: Uloborus diversus
Lineage: Eukaryota; Metazoa; Arthropoda; Arachnida; Araneae; Uloboridae
Product: AP-5 complex subunit zeta-1-like
Exons: 19
Coding region: 304-2598 (764 amino acids)
Cellular component (GO): AP-5 adaptor complex
Source: RefSeq, a predicted model, not a curated record
UUUUUGAUUUAGUCUGUUGGGGCAAAAUCCAAGUUGUACAGCGACGGCCUGAAUAAUUCUAUAAAAGAAAGAAAGAAAGUAUUGUGAUUACCCCAUGUAAUGAAGUGACGUGAGAUAAUCUUGCUGAGAAAGUACAUUAUUUAUUUUCAGAACUAAUAUUUCAAUUGAAUACUUAACAGAGAACAGCUGAUAAAACAUUCUUAUGUGAUUAGUUCCUUUAUAAUCCAUUUAAUUAUGUGAUAUAUUACCCAUUCGAAAUCGCAAAAAUUUGAUGAACAUCCUGUGAAGUAAAAGUUUAUAAUCAUGUGGUUUGAAGAAAAAAAGAACAAAGGGGAGAAAUCCUUGAAAGAAAUAGUUGAAGAUGCUCCGAAAACUUUGAGUAAAGAAUAUCUUCAGACUCUUAACUCUGCUUUGUUUUACAAUAUUUUGGAACCCGACAUUGAUAUUGAACCAAUCAUAAGCUCACUUUUAUUAAUUAUCAUUGAUGAAAACUCACAUAUUUCUCUCCGUCAUUCUGCUGUUGUUGUUUUGCAAAAGUUAUCUCCUAUCAAAAACUUGGCAGAAAUUCUGACUCCAAGCUUUGGUGAGAUAUUACUGAAUGCUCUUCCUGUUCUUCUAAAGCAGAAUCUUGAGGAUGAAGGUGUAAAAGAUUUAAUAAAGAAAUUAACAUGGGAAUUCUGUAAUGGAAGUUGGACAGCUGAUCAAGCAAGAAUUUUUUCUCCUUUUCUAACUAAGGUCAUACAAGAUCUCAAUUCUCCAUUAAUGCAAGAUGAUCUGAGAAAAGUGUCAUCUGUACUUUCUUCAUCACUAAUUAUACCUUCUACAACAUCUGCUACUAAAGCUUCUGGAUUUAGAAAAUCAACUAGUUCUCUAUCGAUAACUGAAAUUGAUGGAACAGACGCUCAAGAUUUUUUCACAAUUUUAAAUUAUGCUUCUACUAUCAAUGCUCAACAAUUCCUAUCCAUACAAGUAUUUUCCAUGUUGAAAUCAUUUUUCUUCAACUCAAGUGAUAGUAAUUCCAAAGCAUUAAAAAAACCACAUUCAUUUGUCGGUGGAUUUGCAUCUGAAGACUUAAGUCUUGUGGUCAGAGAAUACUGCUUAAGAGUUAUAGAUCAAGUUGACAGAAAGGGUCAGUCACCUAGUGUUGCAGAAUUUCAAAAAGCAUGCCUUGUUGAAACUAUAGACCUUUUCAACACGAUAUGUUUAAUGGACCCAGGAAUAGUGCACACAAUUUUCCCUGUUGUUCGCCGGAUAUAUGAUCAAGUGCAGUCUAAUAUUGGUUGGGAGCCAGUAGCUCAAGAUGUUGCUAUAUUAACCAGUGCUAUGCAGUUUAUUAUCAAUCAUGGAAGUUCAAUCAUGCAUAAGCCUGACAAUCUGUAUGUGUACCUCUUUUGUGAUCUAUUGAGUCAGUGCUACAAAGACAAUUAUGUUGCAUUUGAAAUCCUGUACUUAAUGAAACAGAAUCUUUCUCAGUUAUGCUAUCAUAGUAGCGUUUUAGAAAAAUACUUUCCAACAUUUUUAAAGGUUUUAGCAUGGAGGCCAAAUACAUUUUUAGAAGAUUUUAUUGAAUUGCUUCCUGCAUUUAUGUCACAACAAACUUCUCUUGAGGUAUUUCAUAUGUUGUUGGAUCUGCCUUGUUUGACAGCCAUUUUAAUGUUAAUUGAUAGUAAAUCAAGUGGUCUGGACUCAAGGAUCACAAAGGAUCCAACUUUAUUGGAAGCUAUGAAAACCCCCGAAUUGUCCACAGCUGUUAAAUAUAUGAUAAGAAGAAUUAGUGGCAUGAGUGACUCCUGCAAAAAUGUCAAUGUGCUACAUCAAAAUCUUAGUGUGCUGGCUUCCAAUCAUCGUGUUUUGUGCUGUGCAAAGGCAGUCAUUCCUCUCCUAAAGCAGUAUUUUGAAGUUCUGAUGCAGUAUGCUGAUAUGUCCACAGCAGUUCUACUAGUUCCAUGUAUUUUGGAGAGAUUGACAGUCAUUUAUCCUGUUCCAAGAUUUGACAAAGAAGUUCAGAGUGUUCUUGCUGAGUCAAUUGUAAAAAUAUUUGAACUUCACCCUGAAACAGUUUUUCACAAUCAAAAAUGUAUCCUUAAUUACUUGAGUCACUUCAAGAAUUAUUUCACUGCUGAGAAAUUUUUCAUACACAUGGUUUGGAUAGUUGGGGAAUAUGUAUCGAACGCUUAUAGUAGUGUGUGUAGACCAGAAAUCAUUGCUAUGUUUUUUGAAAUUUUGGAGAGUACAGUUUAUGAAGCUCUUUCUUAUGUUCAAGAAUCAUCAAAUAACCUGUUCCUGAAAUUUUUGAGUGUGUCAUCUACAACACUUGCAAAGUUAGCUGCACGUAAUCAAGACCAAGUUCCUAGAGCUGCCUUAUGUUUGAGUAAAGUUCAUCAACAGCUAUCUUCUUUUGGCAAUCAAUAUAAAAAGGAAUGGAAAAUUGUUAUUGAAAGAGUAAUGGAAUUGAUAUCUAUCUUGAACUCUCCGAGUGUUGCUGCCAUUGUUUUAAGCCCACCCAAAGACUUAGAAAAUGGAAGAUUACAUAGAGAUCCCACAGCACUGCCUUAUAUUUUAAGGACAAUUACAGGAAUUGUAACAGCUGACAGUUGAGUUAUAUGUUACUAGAAAAUAUGUACAGAACAUCUAUAUUAAAUAUCUGUCUGAAAUAAA